AUGGCAAGUGCAGUUAAAGUCGCGUAUCAGGGCGUCCCUGGGGCGUACUCGGAGAAAGCGACGCGGCAGCUCCUCGGCUCCUCCUCGAACGUUGUCGCGGUGGGUUACCCUUCCUUUGACGAGACGUUCCUCGCCGUUGAGCGCGACGACGCGGACUUUGCGGUCGUGCCCAUUGAGAACUCGCUCGGCGGGAGUAUCCACGCUAAUUACGAUCUGUUGCUCAAGUUCGGCCUCUCGAUCGUCGGCGAGUACGAUCUCCGCGUCGAGCACUCGCUGCUGGCGCUUCCAGGCGUGGCCAAGAGCGACAUCAAGACGGUCAUUAGCCACCCUCAAGCCCUGGCCCAAUGCGCCCACACGAUCGCGUGUCUUGGGGCGACCCCCCGAGCCGAGUACGACACUGCAGGAAGCGCCAAGAUGCUGGCGGACAACCAAUGGACGGACACGGCUGUUGUGGCCAGUGACUUGGCGGCCGAGUACUACGGACUGCACGUGCUGCAGCGCAACGUGGAAGACGAUGCCGGCAAUUUCACGCGCUUCUUGCUCUUGAGCAAGAAAGCGGACUAUGGACUCGAUGCAAACGCAUCGACUGAGUUCAAGACGUCGCUCGUGUUCUCGUUCGUGGAUAGCAAUGAGAAGGGGCAGCUCUACAAAGCCUUGUCAGCGUUUUCACUACGGGAAAUUGACAUGGCCAAGAUUGAGAGCCGACCGUGGGGACACACGGCAGAGCAGCAGUAUCAUGACGCAGUUGAUGUGACAACGGUGCCGUUCACGGCGGACUUUUCGUUCUCGGCCGAGAACGUCCGUCGCAAGUACAGCUACUUGUUCUACGUCGACCUCAUUGGACACCAAAUGGACAAAAACAUUGUAAAUGCACUGCGGCACCUGCGCGAAUUUUGCAAGUUUGUGCGUGUCUUGGGGUCGUACCCGACGAAGGGGAAGCUGCUAGGCGAGGUACGCAAGACACUGGAAGCGGCUGGUGCGUACCAAGCCAACUCGAUCACUGCCUCGCCAGCCAUGGUGCCAUGCGUGAAAGCACCAGUGCGCUUGAGCAUUGGCGUCUACGGAUUUGGCAACUUUGGACAGUUUCUGGCCAAGACAAUGGUCAAGUCGCAUGAGGUCCGGGCUACGUCACGUACAGACUACUCUGCUGCAGCCGCGCAGCUUGGAUGCAAGUACUAUGCGUCGUCCACAGAGCUGGAGCAGUUUUUUUACGGACUGGAUGUCCUUAUGCUGGGCGUCAGCAUUCUCUCGUUCGAGUAUGUGCUCAGCAAAAUCCCGAAGCAGUUGCUGGAAAAUCUUGUGAUUGUGGAUGUGUUGUCGGUGAAGACACACCCGAAACAUGUUUUGCUCAAGGAAUUGCCCCAGAGUGCGAGCAUUUUGUGCACACACCCGAUGUUUGGCCCCGAAAGCGGAAAGUACUCGUGGAGAGGUUUACCCAUGAUGUACGAAAAGGUGCGGAUCGUUUCCGGUGAGCACAACCGUGUGAUGGACAACUUUUUACGCAUUUUUGAUACGGAAAUGUGCCGCAUGUUGGAAAUGACGUGCGAGUCCCACGACGAGUAUGCUGCCAGCAGUCAAUUCUUGACGCACUUAACUGGUCGAAUUCUCAGCGUGCAGGGUGUAAAAAACACGCCUAUUGAUACUCGAGGUUUCAAGAACCUUGUGCGACUUGUGGAUGACACAUGUAAGGAUAGCUUUGAUCUCUUUCAAGGACUCUACAAGUAUAACCCCAACUCCGAGCUGCAAAUCCAGAAGUUUCGUGAAUCUCUCGACGAAGUCACGCAACAACUCGGCGACAACCAGACCACUCCGUCUUUUCCCCGUGAGGAUGCCUCAAUGAUGGAGAAGUAUCCACUGAACCCGUUGCUGAGUAAAGUCGCAGCGUCGAAAACAGUGGUGAUCCACGGUAUGGCGAAGCAGCUGGAGGCAGAAGGCAAGCAGGUGUGGUCGCUCUGUGUGGGUGAGCCUGACUUUGCCCCAUCGGAGCGCGUACUGAGAGCUGGUAUGGCGGCGCUGGAGCAGGGCAAGGUAAAGUACACGGAUGUGAAGGGCACGGCAGACCUGCGCGCUCUGAUCGCACAGUAUCUGGAAGUGUGCAAGGGCCUGAAGUACGACCCGUUGACGGAGAUCCUUGUCUCGAAUGGUGCAAAGCAGACCGUGUACCAGGCACUGCUAGCAAUUACGAAGCCCGGCGAGCAGGUGCUGAUUCCUGCACCGUACUGGGUAAGCUAUCCGGAGAUGGUGAAGCUGACAGGUGGUGAGCCCGUAAUCCUGCAGACGAAGCUGUCGGAGAACUAUCUGAUCGAUCCGGUGAAGCUAGAGGAGGCGCUGACAGCCAACUCGCGUGUGAAGUCGCUGAUGUUGUGCAAUCCGAGCAACCCUGCCGGCACUGUCCAUUCGCCGGCUCAAUUAGAGAACAUUGCUGUAGUUCUACGCAAGCCUCGAUUCCAGCACAUCCUGGUCAUUGCCGAUGAGAUCUACGAACAGCUGAUUUACCAGGACGAGGGCGAGACAAAGCGCGAGCAUCAAAGCUUUGCGACGCUGCCGGGCAUGUACGAGCGCACGCUGACAGUGAAUGGUUUUUCGAAGUCGCACGCAAUGCCGGGUCUGCGUAUUGGUUACCUCGCGGCUCCCAAGUAUUUUGUGCAGGUGUGCACGAAGCUGCAGGGCCAGUUGACGUCGUGCGCGAACUCGGUCGGCCAGGCAGCAGCUGUAGAUGCCAUGAAGCUCGAGAUGGAGUGUGUGUCGCAGAAGAAGGAGCGCAUGACAGAGACGUUGGCGAUUAUGGACGAGAAGCGCAAGUACGUUGUGAAGCGCUUGCAAGGGAUCCCGCAGCUCGCUUUUGCGUACCCCACGUCGGCUUUCUACGUGUUUAUGGAUUUGUCUUUGAUCUUCGAGGGCAAGCAAGGAACGACGGCGGACAAGAGUGAGGUGGUAAACGACACGGACGACUUCUGCGAGUACCUGUUGCGCCACUUUCACGUGGCUCUGGUGCCUGGUUCAGCUUUUGGCGUGAAGAACGGUUUACGCAUUUCAUACGCGUCGUCGAUGGAGACGAUCCAGCAUGCCAUGGAUGGUUUGGAGCAGUCGCUGGGUGCACUGACAUUCGCUUAG
Messenger RNA from Peronospora matthiolae, 3114 nucleotides. The record is from the annotation of a GenBank genome assembly. Lineage: Eukaryota; Oomycota; Peronosporomycetes; Peronosporales; Peronosporaceae.